AUGGGAAAACCCAACAGUGGUUCUGCCCAGUUGAUACUUUCUGGGACAAGUAUUAUAGAAAAAAAUGACUGUAAUGAAACUGUAGUUUUACCUUGUUAUGUGACUAAUCUAGAACAGAAGGAUGAAAAUGUCAUGUUUGUUAUAUGGAAAAAACAAGGAGAGAAAAUUUUUUCUUACCAUGGAGGAAACAAGAAGUUGAAUACUUAUCCCUCGUUUUCGUCUGCAAGAUUUUUGUCCCAGGCGGAUUUAAUCAAGGGAGUGGCCUCACUCGUGCUCCGCAGUGCAGAAGCAACUGUUGGAAAUUACAGCUGUGAAGUAACAGAAUCAAACAGAGAAGGAGAAUUAAAAAUGGAACUUAAAAACAGCUCAGUUGUCAGUUGCGGCGAUGAAACACCAGAGGAAAAAUGUGGAUCAUGGUUCCUUCUAGUGGAAAGGGCUGUCAUCAUAUCAUUGAUGUGCUUACUUGUUAUUUUUUGUGCAGCUCAGUUAAGUGUUAUUGGAUUAAAAUACGAAAUUGAAUCUCAGAAGAAAGUGUGCGUUAUUGUAGCACUUGUCAUCUUUGCAGUUGUAGCUGGAGUAGGCGCUGCUCUUUUUAUCCAAGAUGGUUAUACUGUACAGAAUCAGGCUGGUCUUGGCCUGACUGUAAUCCCUACUGUGAUUUUGAUACCGCUUCAGUACGUCAUGUUUGGAAUUGUUUUUGACAGUCUAAUGCAGGCAACGUUGGCUCUGAUAGGUUUGAAACUUCUUGGUUUUAUAAUUGCUGUGGUUGGUUUUGCACUGUGUGUCCCAGCCUGUCCUCCAUUACAUGGGUCUGUUCUGAUUGCUGGCUUAGCUAUUAUGGCUAUUGGAAGUUUGCUUAGUCUGGCUUACGUGUUUAUUAUGGGUUCCAGAAUGAAAGAUCAUCCUCGUCCGGGGAAAGCUGUAGAAGAACCACUAAAUGAUGCAAAAGGAGUGAUGUUAGAAUGAUGAACUGCAGAGCUAUGUGAUGCGUAUAUAAAAAGUACACCAUUGUUGAUACACCGUGGCCUUGAAGAUGCACUACUCAACGAGAAGAAAUUCAGGAAUCUAGUUGUUUUGCAUGUGUGGCAAAAGUGCUUUUGAUAUAAAUGACAUAAUUUUAUAGUCACAGCAGCUGUAGCAAGGAACAUGUGUGUUUGCCCACAUGUGAUCUUUAUUUUCUUUUGUUAUGGUGUAUAUGGGAUGGUUGAGGGUGAGAAUAUAAAAAGCACUAUUUGCCCAGUACAGAGUCUCCCAGCAGUAAUCCUUAGUGGUACUAUUUUCAAAAACUAUCAUUAAUCACUGCUUUGAUAAUGGGCCUGCUGAGCCCAGAGAUUGCAAUACCAUUUAGACUAUUGCUUUCUUUAUUUGUGUGCAUGGACAAAGUAUGGUUUUUUGUGUAUGAUACAAGCAGGAAGUACAGAUUGUACAAAUACAUCUUUUCUGACAUUCAGCAAAUUUUUAUAAAAAAAAAAAAAUAAAAAGUUACACACAAAGUUGCAUAAGUACAAAGUUUACUCCCAGCUCUCCUGAAAUUAUUAACAGAGUUCUAAUUCCAUGAAACAUUAGUAUUCCUCUCUGUGGACAGUAGUCAUGUGUGCUCUGGUGGCUGAUCUUUUUGUCCAGUGAGAGGGCUCUCGGUGCCUUCUCUGUAUCCUUUGAUGCGAAACUGCUCAGCUCUUGGAGCCUAAUUCAGCACUGGAAUUACAGAGCACAGGAGCUGGUAAUCUUAAUGCUGAAUGUGGUUCUUGUGUGUGUUCAUGUUGUGCAGUGUGUGGAAUUGGAAGCAAUUUCAGGCUUUCUUAACUCAGUGAAUUUGUGAAAGUCGUGGGUGCUUCAUAAAAAUAGGAGUUGUCCUAUUUAGUGUAUUUUUGACGGAGUUUAAAAUCUUGUUUUCUUGAAUUAUGAUUUCUGGCCCAGGUUUGUGUUGCUGCCAUUACAUCACAAAUACAUAAAAUAAAAAGUAGGAGGAGCUGAUGAGGAGUGAGGAAGCUCAGUUUCUGUAUAUAUCUAUUAAAAAACAGUUUACUAGGACUUGCACAUUCCAUGAGAUUCUGCUAUGUUUUACAGCUGUUUUGAGAGUUGUUCCAAUAUAGUUGGCUGCUCUUGGACUUUGUGUAUGCUUUGUAGAAAUCUUGACACUGUUUCCCGUUUGUACUAAGGUACUGUAUUUCAAAGGCACACAUGGUUUUCUCCUUCUAACGAUUUAAAACUUGGUUUGGAAAGCUGUUGCCAAAAAGUCUUGUAAUAAAAUCUAUGUUUUUAAAGAUCCUGAGUAA
Messenger RNA from Cyanistes caeruleus (blue tit), 2276 nucleotides. Lineage: Eukaryota; Metazoa; Chordata; Aves; Passeriformes; Paridae. The record is from RefSeq and is a predicted model, not a curated record.